This is a messenger RNA of Acanthosepion pharaonis, 717 nucleotides long. NCBI's taxonomy places the organism in Eukaryota, Metazoa, Mollusca, Cephalopoda, Sepiida, Sepiidae. The record is from the annotation of a GenBank genome assembly.
AUGCUUAUAUUCAUUUUCUUCUUUCAAUUUCCCUUUCUUCUUUCUUUCUUUCUUCUUCUUCUUCUUCUUCUUCUUCUUUCGAUUUAUCUUUCUUUUAUUUUAUUUUCCCCUACUAUCUUUUUAUUCCCUAUCAUGAUCUUUUUUUCCGUUUGUAUUUCUUUCUUUAUUUCCUUUGUACUUUUUUUUUAUUUCUUUCUACUUUUUGACUUUUUCUCUUGUUGUUGUUGUUUCUCUUGUUCUUCCUCCUCCUCUUUUUCUUCUUAUUUUUCUCCUUUUUUCUCCUCUUUUUCAUCUCUUUCAAAUUCUCGAUUUCUUCUUCUUCUUCUUCUUCUUCUUUCCUCUUUUUUCAUCCAUUUCUCCUUUUCAACUUCUUUCUCCUCUUCUUUCUCCCCUCCUCUUCUUCUUUUUCUCCUUUUUCUAUCCUUUUUCCAUAUUUCUUCUUCUUCUUCUUCUUCUUCUUCUUCUUCUUCUUCCAUCACCUUUUUCCUCCUCCCCUUUUUUUUCUUCUUUUCCCUCCUCCUCCUCACUUCUUCUUUUUCCUUUUCUCAUUCUAUUCUCAUUUCUAUUCCCUUGUUCUUCUUCGUCCUCCUCCUUCACUUCUCCUCCUUGUAUCUUGUUUUUUCAUUUCUUUCUUUCUUUCUUUCUUUCUUUCUUUCUUCUUCUUCUUCUUCUCACUUUCCCCUCCUUUUUCUAUCCUUAACACUUUCUCAUCAUUGA